Molecule: messenger RNA, 2861 nt
Organism: Phyllostomus hastatus (greater spear-nosed bat)
Lineage: Eukaryota; Metazoa; Chordata; Mammalia; Chiroptera; Phyllostomidae
Gene: KCNIP3
Product: potassium voltage-gated channel interacting protein 3
Exons: 8
Coding region: 234-926 (230 amino acids)
Biological process (GO): regulation of potassium ion transmembrane transport; negative regulation of transcription by RNA polymerase II
Cellular component (GO): nucleus; voltage-gated potassium channel complex
Molecular function (GO): calcium ion binding; potassium channel regulator activity; DNA-binding transcription repressor activity, RNA polymerase II-specific
Source: RefSeq, a predicted model, not a curated record
UGGCCCGCGCCGCCACCGUGCCUCAAAGUUUGCCAACUGACUCGGAAAGUUGCGCUUGGGAUCCGCUGCCGCGGCACGCCGCGUCCCACCUCCCGGCAGGGCCCAGCUAGCCGCCGCCGCCCUGCGCGGGGCCCUUGCCCCGCAGACACCGGCAGCCCCGCCUGCCGGGGGCAUGUGAGCCGCGGGUGGGCAGCACCGGCCCGGCGCCUCGGAGGCAGCGAGCGCGGGCAGCCAUGGGCAUCCAGGGCAUGGAACUGUGCGCCAUGGCUGUGGUGGUGCUGCUGUUCAUCGCCGUGCUCAAGCAGUUCGGCAUCCUGGAGCCCAUAUCCAUGGAAGAUAGCAGCGACAGUGAGCUGGAGCUGUCCAUGGUGCGCCACCAGCCAGAGGGGCUGGAGCAGCUGCAGGCACAGACCAAGUUCACCAAGAAGGAGCUGCAGUCCCUCUACAGGGGCUUCAAGAACGAGUGUCCCUCGGGCCUGGUGGAUGAAGACACCUUCAAACUCAUUUACGCACAGUUCUUCCCUCAGGGAGAUGCCACCACCUAUGCGCACUUCCUCUUCAAUGCCUUCGAUGCUGAUGGGAACGGGGCCAUCUGCUUUGAGGACUUUGUGGUUGGCCUUUCUGUCCUCCUUCGAGGAACAGUCCAGGAGAAGCUCAAGUGGGCCUUUAACCUCUAUGACAUUAACAAGGACGGCUACAUCACCAAAGAGGAGAUGCUGGCCAUCGUGAAGUCCAUCUAUGACAUGAUGGGCCGGCACACCUAUCCCCUCGUGCGGGAGGACGCACCUCUGGAGCACGUGGAGAGGUUCUUCCAGAAAAUGGACCGGAAUCAGGACGGGGUAGUGACCAUUGAUGAGUUUCUGGAGACCUGUCAGAAGGAUGAGAACAUCAUGAGGUCCAUGCAGCUGUUUGAGAAUGUCAUCUAGGACACAUGGGGUAUUGCCAAGUGGCCAUUGCCACCACCUCAAUCCUGCCAGGAACAGCCUCCAUGAGAAACACUUUUCUAAUAUAUUUGCAAAAAGUGAAUAGUUUGCUCCAGACACAGAAACACAUCCAUUCCUCUGGGCUGGCAGAGGGGGACCGAGGUCGGGGGCUACUGCAUCUGGUUGGGAGCUGGGUCCAGGUGAUGUAAGCCACACUCCCCCGGCCAGCCAUGUCCCAGGCCAGCGGGAUGAGGCCGCCCCUGAGGUGGGCUGAUGGGAGAGCAGUGUGUAUGGCCACUGGCUGCUGGAUGUGAGCAGGAAAGUGUUCAACUCCUUCAGAGGAGGGUCCAAUCUCUAGCGCCAAGGCCCCUCCUGUGUGAGCCCAGUCACUUCUCCCUCCUGCUCCCGUCUUCCCGUCUUUCCGUCUUUCCGUCUUUCCUACCACCCAUCGACCAGACUCUGGGUUCCUCAUUCCCCCAGCCAUUCCCAGCCCACUAACCACACCCCCAGAGGCCCCUCACUGCAGGAGCCUGGAGGGCAGCUGGGGGUCAAGGAAAGAAGUGGUGGCGGUGGAGGCACAGCCUGCUGCUUCCUGGGAAGGACUGCUGGGUGAGCUCCGCUCCAGCGGUGAGGGACUGCAGGGCCCUGCUGACCCUCCAUCCCAGGGAGGGGGCCCUUUAAGCUCAGGGUUGGAUUUCCUGGUAGAGAAUGUGAGGGAGGGGCCUGUCUGCUGACGCACCUCCCCCACUCGCCCAGGCCUGCUCAGUGGGGAUGCAGUCGUGGGGCUGCCCCACCCUUCAUGCUCUAAACUGUUCACCCCAAGGUCACUAUAGGUCCCAAGAAGAGGUCACAUGGCUCAGGGACUGGCAGCCCAGGAGCCUGGGCGGCAAGCAAGCCUAGGAAGGGCUUUUCCGUCCCCGUCCCUCAGCCUCUGUCUCCCUUGGCCCAGCAGUUUGGCCGAGCCUCCCGUCUGGUUAGGGCCCUGAAGCAGUGUUUGCCACCACUCCACACAGGCUCACCCCAACGCCACAGAAAAAGCACAAGCAGCCCCGGCAGCUCAGGUCAAGCCCACGAGGGGAGCCGAAGACACUUCUUUCCCCAGACAAGGCCCUCCUGGUGCGCUGAGGCCCGAGUCCCCACAUCCCCGAUAUAGGUGGCCCGGGGAAGGAACCUGGGGUCAGAUCUGUGCCUCAGAGCAGUGGGGGCUCAAAACCUACCCCCAGCCCAGCUCACCAACGUUCACAAGCACAAACCCCAGGACUCUGCUUGGCUGGGUUCUGCUCUGGGGAUGUGGCCAAUGUCCACCUGAGGCCAGAGACAGCAGUGCAGGCUGAGGGGCCUAGGGUCGGUGGCUGGCUCACAGAGGCCCUGGGAGACAGAGAUGACGGCUCCUGCCUGCUCAGGCAGCACAGGCCCUUCCAAGGAACAUUCUCAAACAUACAUUCCAUCGGCUGUCACCCAAUCUCUGCUCAGCCUGGCCCCAGGUGAGCAGCACCUGCGGGGAAGGGUGGGAUGGCGGACACCAUGGACACUGGUCUGGCUUAGUCCUGGGGACUCCUUGGCACCCACAGGUGGCCCUCUCCUUGGAGUUGCACUGACACCCGUCUCCAGUCUGACUGGGGGGUCCCUCUCCCCUCCUCCAGGAGGGCAUCAGCUUUCCCUGGCUCAGGGAUCUUCUCCCCCUGCCCCUAGUCCAGUCCUCCCAGCUGGUGUAGCUCUGCUUCUCAGACCCAGGCCCUUGAAAGGGCCAUCACUAUGCCCCUGUCCCCCUUGGCCUCGGCCAGGCUGGCUCUCUUCCGACCAGGAGAGGGUGGUCUCCCACACUGGGACAGGGACUGGCCGCACGUCUGCAUGGCAGAAGCAUCUCCCUUGGGCACAGCCCGGGAGGGCAGUUCCUGUUCUCAGCGCCCACCAAUAUUCAGUUCUGUAUAUUUUAAU